UAAUGGAGAACAUGAACAAUGGCAGCAUCAUCACCACGAAAACUCUCAAGUUCCGAGUCCAAAACGGCGAGGUCCUCUAUGGGGUAUCUCUCCUCAGCUUCUCCCCGACAGUCGCAGAGAUCUUAGGCUACGUCGGUUACGACUUUGUCCUCAUCGAUAUGGAGCACGGCCCCGGCGGAAUCUCAGAUGCCCUCCCCUGUAUCCACGCACUCGCCGCCACCCAAACUCCCGCCAUCUUCCGCGUUCCCGAGAACUCCCCCGUUUGGGUCAGGAAGGCCAUCGACCUCGGCGCACAGGGUAUCAUUUUCCCCAUGAUUGAUGACCCUGAAUCAGCCACAAAGGCGGUGUCGUAUUGCCGAUAUCCACCGGCCGGAGUUCGAGUGGCCGGAUCCAUCGCCAGAGCGUCGAGAUACGGGCUCGAUCCGAAUUACCCGGACCAAUCCGAUAAGGAGUUGCUGAUUAUUUGUCAGAUAGAAUCAGAGGCGGGCGUCAAGAACGUGAAAGACAUUGCGAGCGUGGACGGUGUGGACAUGAUAAUGGUGGGCCCGCUUGACCUGAGCGCCAGCAUAGGUUGCUUGACGAACCCCAAGAAUGAGAGGGUGAAGAAGAUGAUCGACGAAGUGGAAAAGACAGUUUUAGGCCUUGAAGGCAAAGACGGAGUUGGGCCUUUCUUGGGGAGGUUUGGAGCCGCAGGUGAUGGACGUGAACAAUAUCAGAAUCGUGGGUAUCGCUUGAUCCGUGUUAAUGUGGAUGUAAUCCUCUUCAAAAACGCCUGCCUUGAGGACAUCAAGAAGUUCAAGUCAGCAAAAUGAAUGGAUAUCAAUUUGGAUCUUCCUGUAGGUUGUAACAGUAGAGAAAUAAAUUAACUUGAUGUUUCUGCAAAAUUGUAGUUGUAUCUGUUGUGUCAAACAAUAACAAGCUGAUUUAUUUCGUAGCUGCUCAUGUGUUUGUACUUUGAAAGUCUAAAUCUUAUCGUCAAAAUUGAAAUUCCUUCCGUUUAAUAUUACAGUACUCACAUCAGUUACCAGGUUUCUGUUGCUCCGUAAGAUCCUCUAAUAAGUAACAAAUUACAAUGCAACUCUGAAGCAUUUUUCUCACGAAUUCAAACCACAUAAGCUAACAUCUCAGAUAAGUAAUAUUUACUGCACUGGUCAAGUACUUCCCGUUUACAACGGCAAAAUUCAACAGAAGAGUCAUCAUCCUUCGAAAUCAGAAGCUAAUGGUCUUCCUUCAGGUCAACAGAAGGUUCUGAAGCGGAGUGUUGAUUGAGAUUUUCAGCAUUAGAGGAGUUUUGCUUCACCUUCGCCAUUCUUUUUGCUUUCCUUCGCUGAUUUACUUUCUUCGAGGUUUGAGGGC
Molecule: messenger RNA, 1356 nt
Organism: Neltuma alba
Lineage: Eukaryota; Viridiplantae; Streptophyta; Magnoliopsida; Fabales; Fabaceae
Product: 2-keto-3-deoxy-L-rhamnonate aldolase-like
Exons: 1
Coding region: 3-812 (269 amino acids)
Cellular component (GO): cytoplasm
Molecular function (GO): aldehyde-lyase activity
Source: RefSeq, a predicted model, not a curated record